Messenger RNA from Linum trigynum, 3065 nucleotides. The record is from the annotation of a GenBank genome assembly. NCBI's taxonomy places the organism in Eukaryota, Viridiplantae, Streptophyta, Magnoliopsida, Malpighiales, Linaceae.
CUACAAUAAUAGUCUUGUGGCUCUGGUGAUAAACCAAUCCAUCCCAAAAGGAGCUGGCGGAGCAGUUUGUUUCCGGCAGCACCAGCCCCAACGAACCCGAAAGCAGUCCAGAUUGUAACAACACAUUUUCUUUCCGGCAGUUUGUUCAUCAUGGCCGGCACGAUUACCCAUCACCUCAAUUUCACUUCAUCUUCCUUCCUCUCCUCUGGGCCAUUAUCCUUUCUUCCCACCAACCAACUCUCCCGUGCCAAAACCCGAUACCCAUUCCCCGCCGGCGGGAAACGCCUCGCCGUUUCAGCUAAUUCAGCUCUCAAAGCUCUAAUCUUCGAUUGCGACGGAGUGAUCCUCGAAUCCGAGGACCUUCACCGCCAAGCCUACAAUGACGCUUUUGCUUACUUCAAUGUCCGGUGCUCCCCGGACUCUCCUCAGCCUCUCAAUUGGGACGUCGGUUUCUAUGAUGUCCUCCAGAACCGCAUCGGGGGCGGCAAACCCAAAAUGAGAUGGUACUUUAAGGAGCAUGGAUGGCCGUCAUCAACAGUCCUUCCUACUCCUCCUGACGAUGACGACAGCCGAGCCAAGUUGAUUGACACUAUUCAGGACUGGAAAACUGAAAGGUACAAGGAAAUAAUCAAGUCUGGAACUGUGGAACCCAGGCCAGGAGUUUUGCGGUUGAUGGAUGAGGCCAAGGCUUCUGGGAAACUGCUAGCUGUUUGCUCAGCGGCAACUAAAAGUUCAGUUAUCAUGUGUCUUGAGAACCUCAUAGGCAUGGAGCGGUUUCAAGGUCUUGACUGCUUUCUUGCAGGUGAUGAUGUGAAGGAAAAGAAGCCUGAUCCAUCCAUCUAUUUGACAGCCCUCAAGAGGCUAGGUGUGUCCGAGAAAGACUGUUUGGUGGUGGAGGAUAGUGUCAUCGGUUUGCAGGCUGCAAAAGGUGCUGGAAUGUCCUGUAUAAUUACAUACACAAGUUCCACUGCAAAACAGGAUUUUAAAGAUGCCAUAGCAUUGUACCCUGAUUUAAGCAAUGUGAGGUUACAAGAUCUAGAGUUGUUGCUUCAGAAUACUGUUGCUGCUGGCUAAGUAAAUAAUCAUAUUCACCCAAUUGAAUAGAAAUGAUGAAAUUAUUGAGCUUCUAUGCAUGUAGCUCCGCUCAGCUAUGGUCACAAUCGUAAUGGUUCGACACGAUGCUUGAUUAUAAUUUUUAUAGGAGCGAUGCUUCUCUUCGAAACUGAAGGCAGCAACAGUGUACGCACCCACCAGUUCUGCAUUUCUUUUCGUCAUUGAUUGAUAGCAUUCUUAGCGAUGCUAUUACAUGGCAUGAAUGCAAACAUGAUUUUUAUCAAGGAAUGAAAGCACAUGAUAUAUGUGAGAUAUGACUAUUGUUUCUAUCUCAGCCAUGCCUAUAGUCCUAUAAAUGUGGUGUUAGCUAUUUGAAUCUUUCGCACCCGAAAGUUAACCAUGUAUACUUCUCAAUCUUGCUCAUUGAAGGGGAGACACGAAAUAAGCUCCUGUCAGUAGCCCACUAAGGAAGAUACCUAAUAUUGCAGAGACCAAAGAUUUAUAAUGCUUCGUGUCUUGUCUUUCUUGCCUGACAUUUCAAAGGAAACACGCACCAAAAGUCAGCAAUUGUUGCUCUGGACAUCGGCUCGCGUGCUCUGAUGUUGGCCGCUCGAUCCAAAAGCGUUAGAGAAGUCCAGCUGACUGAAGUGGUCAGCUAAACUAGAAUCUGAAUCUUCUCUUCUGUUAGUCUUUGUAUUUUUUCGCCCCUCUGCUUAUGGAGCGGCCAUUACAUUUACAGAGACGUCUUCCUGUAUAAACAGAACAGCGCCAUAUUGAGCAGCGAGAUAUGGGGUGCUCAACUACAGAAACUCAGCAGCAGAGGCCACAAGCAGUUCUGCUGCCAUUUUCAGCACAAUGCCAUGUUAACCCAUUCAUGCAACUGACCACGCUCUUGUAUUCCAAAAGCUUCCACAUAACGUUUGUCAACAUCAAACAUAACCACAGGCGGCUGUUUUGAGUCAGAGGGCCUGACGCUGUGAAGGGUCUUUCCAAUUUCCAGUUCCAGGCGAUUCCUGAUGAGUUGGCACCGUCGGAUAAGCAUGCCACUCAAGACCCUUCUGCUCUCUGUUAUGCCACGCAGAACUAUAGUUUGCAGCCAUUUAUGGAGCAAUGGAAAAGUUGCAAGAGAAGUACUCCGGAACUUCCCCCAGUUACUUAGAUAGUUUCGGAUGGAAUCAUGACGUUUGGGAUCCAAGCUGCAGAAAUGCUGGGGGUCCAGCACGCUUCCUUGUGGACUGUCCUCAACUUGCGGCCUCGUAGGGUAUAUGCAAUACGAUGAACUCACAGCACGAGACAUCUUUCCUCUCAAAGGUCGUAACAUUCAACUUCUUGAUCAUCACAAUUUAUUAUAUCUAGUAGAAGAUAGUUUAUCUCUUUAACUCUUUCCAUGCCAUUUCAGAGGCCAACUUGAGGGGUAAAACACUUGACAAUCCAUUGGAAUGGAUUCUAGGAGUGAGCAACAUUCUUCUUAAGGAUGUACCAAGCUUUGCAACAGUAACGGAUGCUGAAGCAAAGAAGUGCUUGAAAUACAGUGCAAUCAUCUUCAAUACCUUUGAUGCAUUCGAAGAACAAGCACUAACAACUAUCAGUAAUGGAGUACUUCACCUUCCCUCGUCAAAUCUACACUAUUUAUUGGUCCACUCCAUUUGCUUGGAUACGAAAUGCCUUCUAUUCUCCAUCAGUUCAAAUCUAUGGAGAGAAGAACAAAAAUGCAUGGAGUGGCUCGACCAAAGAGAACCGCCGUCAGUUGUUUAAAUCAAAUAUGGAACCGUGACUGUUAUAUCUGAUGAUCGCCGGAAGGAAUUCGCAUGGGGACUUGCAGAAAGCAAGCACCCAUCGAAAGAACUCUCCACCUAGCAAACAUUGCAACUAGGGUUUGUAGGAAGAAGAAGAUCAUAUGGGAAUUGGCCAAUUUUUUCCUUUCUGUCUCCCGGACAUCAUGUACACAUAUGUCCCUGCAAUUUACAGAGUUACUGCAUAAGCCAACGGUAAAGUAAACUAACAAAAUGAAU